AUGCGAGUGCCUGCCAGUCCUGGGAAGUUGAGAGUGAGUGUCCAGAUUCCAAGCACCGAACGUAGCGAGUGCAUCGAAAUCGGUCUCGUCGCUAUCACCGUCUCUGCUACCGUCACCAUCGUCACCCCUCAAGACAUACAUCAAAAUGCGACGCUCAAGCAGCAUAGGAGCAUCGUCCCACAGUCAGCGCACCACACCAUCAUGAUGCCCUCCGACAUUGCAUCCGUCAUUUGCAAUGCAGAAAGGGGUAUUGAUAUCGCCAAGAAGCACGUCAAGAACGGUCAGCGUACCGCUCCCAAGAGCCAGGACCCUUACCUGCUGCUCCUGGUCAAGAGAGCAGACAACCAGCGACAGUUGGCCGAGUGGGAAAGCAGCAGCCUUGGGUUUUGGAAAGCGUACACUGCAGCGGGCGUCGGGAAACUCUCUUUGUCAUGGACACUUGAUCACAACGACCACGUACUGACCUUGUCAUCCUUCCGCAUGCGCCUUUUCCACCUCGACCGUUCAAUCGCACCACAGCUCUACCGCUUCCUCGCUCGCCGCACCGACAGCCGAUUCAACAAGGCCGUUCUCCGCCGACUCUACAUGUCCAAGAUCAACCAGCCUCCCGUCUCCGUGUCGCGCGUCAUCUACCUGACCAAGUCGCAGGGCGGUGUUGCCGCUUCGGCCUCCGAGACCCCCAAGACUGUCGUCGUUGUUGGCACCAUCACCGACGACAACCGAGUCCUCGAGCUUCCCAAGCUCUCGGUCGCCGCUCUUCGAUUCACCAACACCGCACGUGCCCGCAUCGAGGCUGCCGGUGGUGAGUGCCUCACCCUCGACCAGCUCGCCACCCGUGCCCCCACCGGUAGCAACACCGUCCUCAUCCGUGGCCAGAAGAACGCCCGCGAGGCUGUCAAGCACUUCGGUUUCGGUCCUCACAAGAACAAGAAGCCCUACAUCCGGGCCAAGGGCAGGAAGUUCGAGAAGGCUCGUGGUCGUCGUGCUUCGCGUGGUUUCAAGGUGUAA
Pseudozyma hubeiensis SY62 is the source of this 1008-nucleotide messenger RNA. RefSeq names its product 60S ribosomal protein L18. Gene Ontology annotation, molecular function: structural constituent of ribosome; RNA binding. The coding region runs from base 1 to 1008 and encodes 335 amino acids. The transcript is spliced from 4 exons. Lineage: Eukaryota; Fungi; Basidiomycota; Ustilaginomycetes; Ustilaginales; Ustilaginaceae. The record is from RefSeq and is a predicted model, not a curated record. Gene Ontology annotation, cellular component: cytosolic large ribosomal subunit; ribosome. Gene Ontology annotation, biological process: translation.